AUGUCGCUGGCGCCCACGCCACGAAGACUCGACGCCGUGCUGUUCGACAUCGACGGGACCCUUCUCAACUCGGACGCGCUGCACCUCGCCGUCUUCCAGGACGUGCUACAGGAGGAAGGCUUCAACGGCGGCGACAGGAUCGACGAGGCCUUCUUCAUGCGGCACAUCUCAGGCCGCCAGAACGCUCAGAUCUGCGCAGCUCUCUUUCCUGACUGGCCUGUCGACAGAGGCGUGGCCUUCUCCGCUCGCAAGGAGCAGCGCUUCAGGGAGCUCGCCGCCGCGAAGCUUCCCGCGCUCGUCACGCCGGGCCUGCACGCGCUUUGCGCCGCGCUGGCCGCGCAGGGCGUGCGUUGCGCCGCCGUGACCAACGCGCCGAGGGCCAACGCAGAGCUGAUGCUCGGCGCGAUCGGCGCCGUGGCGGGCAAGGAGAGCCUCAGCUUCUUCUCGCCGUUGAUCAUUGGCGACGAGUGCAGCCACGCAAAGCCGCACCCGGAGCCCUACCUCGCCGCGAUGCGCCUCCUCGGCGUAGAGGCGGAGAACUGCCUCGCGUUUGAGGAUUCGCCGUCCGGCGCCGCCGCGGCCGUGGCCGCAGGCACCCAGACCGUCGGCAUCACGUCGACGCAAACCGCCGAGAAGCUCGAGGAGGCGGGCUGCAGCAUCGCGAUCCGCGAUUUCGAGGACCCGGGACUCGCAGCACUGCUGCGAGACACAUGGACAUUGCGCGCCGCGCUGCUAUGA
Molecule: messenger RNA, 738 nt
Organism: Emiliania huxleyi CCMP1516
Lineage: Eukaryota; Haptophyta; Isochrysidales; Noelaerhabdaceae
Exons: 1
Coding region: 1-738 (245 amino acids)
Source: RefSeq, a predicted model, not a curated record